This is a messenger RNA of Anoplophora glabripennis (Asian longhorned beetle), 2799 nucleotides long. It is a transcript of the gene DCX-EMAP, whose product is annotated as echinoderm microtubule-associated protein-like CG42247. Gene Ontology annotation, cellular component: mitotic spindle. Gene Ontology annotation, molecular function: microtubule binding. NCBI's taxonomy places the organism in Eukaryota, Metazoa, Arthropoda, Insecta, Coleoptera, Cerambycidae. The coding region runs from base 1 to 2799 and encodes 932 amino acids. Gene Ontology annotation, biological process: intracellular signal transduction; microtubule cytoskeleton organization. The record is from RefSeq and is a predicted model, not a curated record. The transcript has 17 exons.
AUGAUGCCGCCUGCCAGGCCGAAGAGCCGCGUGGAGAUGGCCACCAGCCGUUACAGCAACCUCUCCUACUGGAAGGCCAGGAGAGUGGUGUUCUAUAAGAAUGGAGAUCCCUUUUUUCCUGGAGUGGAAUUUAGAUUCAAACCAGGCAGGGAUAUUGUCAGUUUGGAGUCUCUUCUGGAUAAAUUGUCUCUUAGAAUGGAUCUUCCUCGGGGUGCGAGAUACAUUUUUUCAAUGGAUGGGGAUAGGAAGUACAGAUUAGAUGAACUGGAAGAUGGAGCAUCAUAUGUUGUAUCUUCAUAUAAGGCUUUCAAGGCCGCCAGCUACGGAAAGAAAAAUGGCAUUUGGUACGCCGCCCCUGGGGGCCAGGGCUGGAGCAAGGCCGCCAGCAGGAAGGCUUCUAUAGUCGAGACGGAUGCGCCGCCCCCGGGGGGUGGUACCAUAAAACCCAGUUCAGGAAGGGUCAUUAGGAUAAUUAAUAAUAUGGACCAUACUAUUCAGUGCCGGGUCCUCCUCAAUCUCCGCACCUCGCAGCCCUUCGAGGAGGUCCUCGAGGAUCUAGGGCAAGUCCUCAAGAUGAACGGCGCCAAGCGCAUGUACACCGUCUCCGGCCAAGAAGUGCGUAGUUUCUCACAACUGAGGAACGAAUUCGCCGACGUGGAUACAUUCUACUUGGGCACCGGCAGCGUGGGUGGUGCCGUUACGCCAGGAGUGAUGUUGUCGCCUGUACGGAGGGCUCGAUCGAGGGCCCCGCCAACUGCCAUAGUGGAGGAUAUCAGCAAGCAGCGAAGGGCGAGGAGCAAGAGCAGGCCGAGGGCGCUGUACGCUCCUGAGAGCGAAAUAGUUAGGACAAAUGGUGAGUUUUCUUUUAUUUCAGAUUACACUUUAUUAGAAGUUUUAAAAGAAGAACCAGUUAGGGUAUCUAUAAAAGGCCUUAGGAGAACCUUCUAUCCCCCCAUACAUCAUGCACCGAUGGACAAUACUCCACCUGAUAAAAAGAUGUUGUUGGAGUGGGUGUACGGCUAUCGAGGUACAGAUUCUAGGAGAAACUUGUGGGUACUGCCCACUGGUGAAUUACUUUAUUUUGUAGCAGCUGUCGCUGUAAUGUAUGAUAGAGAUGAAGAGACUCAGAGGCAUUAUACCGGACAUACCGAAGACAUCCAGUGUAUGGAUUUACAUCCUUCGCGGGAAAUGGUUGCUUCGGGGCAACGAGCUGGUAGGAAUAGGAAAACACAGGCUCAUAUCAGGAUUUGGAGUACGGAGACCUUACAAACUUUAUACGUUUUUGGCAUGGGUGAAUUUGAAGUAGGAGUAGCAGCUGUCGCUUUUUCAAAUCUGAAUGGUGGCAGCUAUGUAUUGGCUGUUGAUGCUGGUAGAGAAAGUAUAUUGUCUGUGUGGCAAUGGCAGUGGGGACAUUUAUUAGGAAAAGUCGCUACUUUACAAGAGGAGUUAACGGGGGCAGUUUUCCAUCCUUUAGACGAUAACCUGAUGAUAACCCACGGAAAGGGUCACCUGACCUUCUGGAACAGGAGAAAGGACGGAUUUUUCGAGAGAACAGACAUUAUUAAACCACCCUCAAGGACCUUAAUAACCUCGCUACAGUUCGAACAAGACGGUGACGUCAUAACAGCAGACAGCGACGGUUUCAUAACGAUAUACAGCGUCGACGCCGAUGGUGCUUACUUCGUCAGAAUGGAGUACGAAGCUCAUAAUAAGGGAGUGAGUUCUUUGAUUAUGCUGUCGGAAGGAACACUCCUGUCUGGUGGAGAGAAAGACAGGAGGAUAGCUGCCUGGGAUUCGUUGCAGAACUACAAGAAAAUCACAGAUACCAAGCUUCCAGAAGUUUUCGGGGGUGUCAGGUCGAUAUAUCCUCAACGACCCGGGAGGAACGAUGGAAACAUCUACGUAGGUACCACGAAAAACAACAUCUUGGAGGGUUCCCUGCAAAGGAGGUUCAACCAGGUUGUUUUUGGUCAUGGCAGGCAACUUUGGGGUCUAGCCGUCCAUCCGGACGACGAAGUUUUUGCAACUGCUGGUCACGAUAAAAAUAUAGCUUUGUGGAGGAAGAACAAGUUGAUCUGGGUGACUCAGGUUUCAUUUGAGUGCAUAGCCUUGAGUUUUCAUCCUUUUGGAGUGGCUUUAGCUGUGGGUAGUACCGAGGGCCAUUUGAUAAUAAUGAAUUCUGAGACUGGAGUUGUUGUUAACACGAUAAGGGUGUGCGGGUCGCCCCUUAACUGUGUUUCAUUUAAUCCAUCUGGCGAGUUGAUAGCAAUCGCAUCCCAAAACGGGAGCAUAUACCUCUUCAGGGUAAGUCGAGAUGGUUUCUCAUACAAGAAGUCGAACAAAAUCAGAGGGUCCCAACCGCUUAUGCAGAUGGAUUGGAGUUCUGACAGCAACUUCCUCCAAACAGUCACUGCCGAAUAUGACCUCGCAUUUUGGGAUGUGAAAUCUCUGUCGCCGGAAAAGAGCCCCAUUGCGAUGAAAGACGUGAAGUGGUACACACACAAUUCUACUGUUGGUUUUAUGGUGGCAGGCAUGUGGAACAACCGAUUCUAUCCGAUGACGUCAGUAAUAAGCACAGCAAGCAGGUCAGCGGCUCACGAUCUAUUAGUUUCCGGUGAUACCGACGGGUAUAUCAGAUUGUUCAGGUACCCCUGUCUAAGUCCCAAGGCAGAGUACAACGAGGAGAAGGUCUACAGCGGAACCGUGGCUUGCUCUAGGUUCCUCUUCAACGACCGAAACGUCGUCACCGUGGGUGGAACCGACGCAUCCCUCAUGCUGUGGGUUCUAACAGAAGAAUAG